This is a messenger RNA of Perkinsus marinus ATCC 50983, 807 nucleotides long. RefSeq lists its product as hypothetical. The annotation marks the transcript as partial. NCBI's taxonomy places the organism in Eukaryota, Perkinsozoa, Perkinsida, Perkinsidae. The record is from RefSeq and is a predicted model, not a curated record. Gene Ontology annotation, molecular function: nucleic acid binding; zinc ion binding. The transcript has a single exon.
AUGGCCUUCGAAUCUCUACGUUGUGCUCGAUGCGGGACUCAUCAUGAUCCCGUACGGUUCCCAGAAGCUCACUGCCGAGACAGCAAUUGCUACCGCUGUGGGAAGCGAGGUCAUAUGAGUCGUGCUUGUCCCGAACCACUACCUCAGAAACCCGAUACCACCCCUUCAAGCUCUACUGGUACCGAAGGGGCCAAGAUUCAGGCUAAUGUAGUCCAGAUCACUGACUCCGAUGGGUCUGGAUUACCCAUGAUAAAAUUAGCCAUCUCAUCACCUGACUACGACUCGCCCAAGCCCGAAGGUCGUGUAGCUACUAACGCUCUACUGGAUUCUGGUGCUGAACAACCGCUAUGUGCCGAAGAUGAGUAUAAUCGAUGGUGUGAUGCUGGUCUCGUCCUCCCACUAGUCCCUGAUCCACGGACCAUCAUCUUCGGUAACCCCUCACACCAAUCAUCGACUCUCGGUAGAGCUAGUGUGAUCCUACAUCUCGACGACCGAACUUCUAUCGUGGCCGAUAUACUAGUGGUCAGGUCGCUCAACUACCCCUUCAUCGUGCCAACUAGUCUAUUACGACGUACAGGUGGUGCGGUAUGGAUGAUCUACCCUAAUGAUGCUCAGCAAGAUAGAAUCAUAGUUGGUCAGGAAUGUCAACAGCUACUGGCUACUCCUCUUGACCCCAGGUCCGAUAUGGAGGCAACUGCCCCUUCUCCUUAUGUGAAAUGCCAUCAAGUGACUGCGAAGAACAUCAACGAUAUGAGCCUCAACGAUGUGUCUAUCAACCAUCAACGAGUGAAGAACAGCCCCAAGGCC